UACUUUCUCCCCCAUCUCGAUCUGCAUCCCUUUCUACUCGAUCUGCAUGUACAGGACUCUGUGUGUGCGUGUUUCAUAGAGAGAAAGAGAGAUGGAUGAGGUGGUUGAGGAAAAUGGUGCGUCUAGGACAGUGGACGCGCCAUCUCCGGUGGUCUCAGCCCCUCCUCCUGCUCUGGAGUCGACGCAAUACAAUACACCAUCAUUGUCAAGAAAACCAUUACUCAUGUCAAUAGAACAUCCAAAUGCUGCAGCCAACAAAAGUAGUACUCCAAAGCCGUCGGCUUCUCGAACUCCCAAUAGCUUCAUGACACCGUUGGGUAGCCCCAUAAGGAGAGCAAUCCAAUUGACAAAGCUUGAUCCUCAAGAUGCUUGGCUUCCCAUCACCGAGUCCAGAAAUGGCAACGCAUACUAUGCCGCCUUCCACACUCUUUGUUCUGGUAUUGGAAUCCAAGCACUUGUACUCCCUGUUGCCUUCACUGUUCUUGGCUGGGCUUGGGGAGUGAUAAGUUUGACAAUAGCAUUCGUAUGGCAACUCUAUACACUCCGCCUCUUGGUCAGGCUUCAUGAAUCCAAUGAAACUGGGAUGCGAUACAGCAGAUAUCUCCAACUCUUCAGUGCUACUUUUGGUGACAAGAUGGGGAAGUUCUUUGCAAUGUUUCCAAUCAUGUACCUAUCAGGUGGCACCUGUGUUGCGCUCAUAAUAAUUGGUGGUUCAACCAUGAAGCUUUUCUUCCAAAUAGUAUGUGGUGGGCAUGGUUGCUCUGCCAAGCCAUUAACAACCGUGGAGUGGUAUUUGGUGUUUACAUGUGCGGCUGUUCUUUUGUCUCAGUUGCCUAACUUGAAUUCGAUCGCCGGAGUCUCUCUGGUCGGGGCUGUCACGGCAAUCGGAUACUGUACCAUUAUGUGGAUAGUGUCAGUCACUGAGGGUAGACUUGAUGGGGUUUCCUAUGACCGAGUUGAACCAGCCUCUAAUGUUGUUUGGAUUUUUGGCAUUCUAAAUUCCCUUGGGAUCAUUGCUUUUGCUUUCAGAGGCCAUAAUCUUACACUCGAAAUUCAGGCAACCAUGCCUUCAAGUGAAAAGAAUCCAUCCCAUAUUCCAAUGUGGAGAGGAGUCCAAUUUGCAUAUCUAGUCAUUGCAAUGUGCUUGUUUCCCCUUGCAAUAGGAGGUUAUUGGGCUUAUGGCCACAAGAUUCCUGAAAAUGGAGGAAUGCUAACUGCAAUCUAUCAAUUCCAUGGUAGAGAUACUUCCCAGACUAUUCUGGCAUUAACUAGCUUAUUGGUCAUAAUUAAUGCUGUAAGCUCAUUCCAACUCUAUGGCAUGCCAAUGUUCGAUGACAUGGAGUCCAAAUACACCAGCAGGAAAAAUAAGCCAUGCCCAUGGUGGCUAAGGGCAGUGUUUCGUGCCAUGUUUGGUUACGGUUGCUUCUUUGUUGCAGUGGCAAUCCCCUUCUUGGGAAGCUUGGCAGGCCUCAUUGGAGGUGUCGCGGUACCUGUAACCUUUGCCUAUCCCUGUUUUAUGUGGUUAAAGAUAAAGAAGCCCAGGAAACAUAGCUUUUCGUGGUGGCUCAACUGGGGACUGGGACUCUCCGGCAUGCUUCUGAGCAUUCUGCUGAUUUCUGCAGGGGUAUAUGUUGUGAUUGACACUGGUAUUCAAGUCAGCUUCUUCAAGCCAUAAUGAUUUAAUAUUACUGUUUGGUUAAGCGAUGUUUGGUUGUCAUUAACCAAAAGCAUAUCAUAAUAACUAUCUAGUGUUAAUUUCUUCUGUUUUUUAUUGUUAAUUCUUGUUUAGACAACUAAUAGGAGGCCUUCUUAUGUAUUAUCAUUUGUUUCAUGUAUUUGUGUAUGAUCUAGAAAUACUACCUCCAGUCCAAAAAAGUGCCACUUUUUAUAAAUUGUGACAGUUUUAAUGUGUGUGAGUCACGGUUUCCCAAAAGUGACACUUUUUAUGGGACGGAGGGAGUAUUUUGUAACCUUCUUUUUCUUUUUCUUUUCU
This is a messenger RNA of Cornus florida, 1993 nucleotides long. Its product is annotated as lysine histidine transporter-like 8. Gene Ontology annotation, cellular component: plasma membrane. The transcript has 5 exons. NCBI's taxonomy places the organism in Eukaryota, Viridiplantae, Streptophyta, Magnoliopsida, Cornales, Cornaceae. The record is from RefSeq and is a predicted model, not a curated record. Bases 92 to 1675 code for a protein of 527 amino acids.